Molecule: messenger RNA, 3420 nt
Organism: Menidia menidia (Atlantic silverside)
Lineage: Eukaryota; Metazoa; Chordata; Actinopteri; Atheriniformes; Atherinopsidae
Source: the annotation of a GenBank genome assembly
UGUCCUCCCGCAGGUCCUGUAGGAAUGAACCGGAAAGAUAUGGUUUCACCUUGUCUGCACAUCUCUGCUAAGUGGCACACGUUUGGUUUUAGCUAAAAAUCUGACAUUCAGAUUUAAGAUAUGCCACUGUAGUUCGCCUAACUGUUCUUCGAAGACUGAAGAAACAUGAAGCAAGACGUCAGGAUACUUUUGUUAGGGGAACCCAAGGUUGGGAAGACCUCCCUCAUCAUGUCCCUGGUUGGAGAAGAGUUCCCAGAGGAGGUUCCCUCCAGGGCUGAGGAGAUCACCAUACCAGCUGAUGUAACACCAGAGAAGGUGCCCACGCAUAUUGUGGACUACUCAGAAAAAGAACAGAGCGAUGAGGUCCUUCGAAACGAGAUCGUCAAGGCUAAUGUGGUGUGUGUGGUGUAUGAUGUCACCAAUGAAGACACCAUAGACAAGAUUAAAACCAAAUGGAUCCCUUUAGUAAACGGAGAUGCAGAGAAAGGAAAAAAGAUUCCCAUCAUCCUUGUUGGAAACAAAUCAGAUCUGCGUAGUGGGAGCUCAAUGGAAACCAUUCUUCCCAUCAUGAACCAGUUCUCUGAGAUCGAGACCUGUGUUGAGUGUUCUGCAAAGAACCUGAAAAACAUCUCAGAGCUCUUCUACUAUGCGCAGAAGGCAGUCCUCCACCCCACUGCUCCUCUUUACGAUCCUGAAGACAAACAGCUAAAACCAUCAUGUGUGCGAGCCCUCAGCCGAAUUUUCUACAUCUCUGACCAGGACAACGACCGAAUCCUCAGUGAUGCCGAACUCAACAGGUUUCAGAAAUCUUGUUUUGGGAAUCCUCUGGCACCCCAAGCCUUAGAGGACGUGAAGACAGUAGUGUGGAAGAACACCAGUGAUGGCGUACAGGACAACGGCCUGACUCUGAACGGUUUCUUGUUUCUCAAUACAUUAUUUAUCCAAAGAGGCCGGCAUGAAACCACGUGGACCAUCCUCAGGAAGUUUGGUUACGACGACAACCUGGAGCUGACUGAUGACUACCUGUACCCAGAACUGCGGGUGCCCGCGGGCUGCUCCACAGAGCUCAAUCACUUAGGCCACCAGUUUGUCCAGCGGCUGUUCGACAAGUACGACGAAGAUAAAGACGCUGCCCUGUCGCCAGCCGAGCUCAAGAACCUGUUCUGCGUGUGUCCCUACAUGCCCUGGGGCGCCGACGUCUACAAGGCCGUACCCACCACGGACGAGGGCUACAUUUCCAAUCACGGCUACCACUGUCAGUGGAUGCUCUCCGCGUACCUCGACAUCCACCGCUGCCUGGAGCACCUUGGAUACCUAGGUUACCCAAUCCUCACUGAGCAAGAGUCACAGACGGCUGCAGUCACAGUUACACAGGAGAAACAGUUGGAUAUGCAAAAGCGUCACACUCAGAGAACUGUGUUCCUCUGCAAGGUGAUUGGACCACGGGGGACGGGCAAGACAGCCUUUCUCCAGGCCUUCGUGGGUCGAAACAUUCUGAAUCAGGGGAACCCCAGCAGUGCCUUCUCACCAUAUGUCAUAAAUACAGUCCACGUUAGCAGCCAAGAGAAAUACCUGAUUCUCAAUGAGGUAGACGUGGAGACGGAGUUCCUAAAGACGUCGGACGCCUCCUGUGAUGUUGCUUGUCUCAUGUAUGAUGCAAGCGACCCUCAUUCUUUCAACUAUUGUGCCAGUAUAUACAAGCAACAUUACAUGGAGAGCAACAUCCCAUGUGUGCUGGUCGCCUCCAAAGUGGACCUUCCUGAAGCCAAACAGUUCCACGGGAUGACUCCGGCCGAUUUCUGCUAUAAACACCGCCUGCCUCCACCGCUGCCCUUCUCCAGCCUGCUGCUGCUAGACUCCACCACCAAGAACAUCUACACCAAGCUGGCCUGGGCAGCUAUGUACCCACACCUGAACGGUUCAGACGUGAGCAACGCGUCGUUCUGGCUAAGAGUGGCCCUGGGCUCGGCUGUGGCCGCGGUCCUGGGCUUCGCCAUCUACAGAGCAGUUGGCCGACUGAAAUGACCACCAACCGGCUUGAUCAUGUCUCUCAUUAGUUUGUUGUUGUUUUACUUCCACCCCUCAAGACCAAACCUGUGAGACCAGAACCAGGACCACUGCAAAUGAACUGAACAGAGUCCACAUCACAUUUCUGCCAUUCUAAGUGCAACCUUCUCACUUUGAAGUUGUUUGAUCCCAGCUGUCCAGAGGUUAGUCGGAUACUGGUGAUCGUAUAAUUCCCCAUUAUACAUUUUUUUUGCCUUAUGUUGUCUAAGCAGGAGACAGCCCGCGUGUGCUUUGAUAGAAAACGAAAUGCUGCCACUGUCCCUAAAGGGGGGGUCUGCACGAAAAGGCUGUGAAGCCCACUGUUAUCCCCUUCCAAUGUCUCCUGAGUGUUACCUGGGAGUUCUUAAAUUACGAGCAGUGUUUCUGAGCAUAGCUGGUAAAAUGCCAAAAUGACUGAAACCAAAACGGGAGCAUUGGAGUCGGUUUUAACCACAACAAUCAUGAUGGAACGCCUCCCAGACUCCUACAGGAACAGUGCUUGCCUUUUUCUGACCAAGACCCCACAGACGGGAGAUAAUUAUCUGAUUGCCAAACGACUGGAGCGGCCAUGGGCGGUUGUAGCAUGUUGUUGCCCCUCAGGCGGACCACGCAGCCCGCUAAUAAAUCAUGCUGUUUAGCUUCAGCCUCAUUGUUAACAUGUUUUUAGCAGUACCUCUUUCAUGGAGCUGCGGCUGUAGGAAGAGAUCGCUCUCUUAUGCAUGAAGGUUUGCUUUUAUAUGGAGGAUAUUUGUUUGUGUUCGCAUCUACAAUGAAUCAAAGGCUUUCUGUGUGCUGUGGAAGGAGGCCGAGCAAACCUUGAAAAUCAUGGUAUUCCUACAGAAUGUAGUCCGUUUUUGUUUUGUUUUUUAUCUCUGCCUCUGGUUUCCCACUGCUCUGUGGACUUUGAAAUGGACUUGAUUUCAAUAAGACUGAAAAACACCAGCAAUCUGUGCUUUUCUGUUCCCAACCCUGUUGCAUCACGUGUCUGCACACACUCCGUCAGCGCAUUGUUUCCCCAACUGUUGCUGGAUUUAGCAGAGGGCCUGUUGUUUCUACGGGAGCAGCCUCUGUGAACUUUGAAACUAUUUUCUUAAUCAAAGCAAAAAAAAUACCUGGGUCGAGUGGGGACUUCUGGGGGGGUAAAAAUGUAUGGGAGUUAAGAUCAAGGAUAAAAAUUCUAUUAAUUCUUUGGUCAUAUGUCCGGCACUGGUUGCUUAAUUCAUCUUAAAAACAAAUUAAUUAUUUUUUUACACAAUCAAUCACUCACACUUUAUUUAGUCGAAUCCUGAUUAUUGUCUGAUUUGAUGUUCCACUUCCAUGUGAAAGUGACAACAACUACCCUCUCCCAGAUAAUCUAUCUGCAAGAACACGUGG